Molecule: messenger RNA, 3192 nt
Organism: Ceraceosorus guamensis
Lineage: Eukaryota; Fungi; Basidiomycota; Exobasidiomycetes; Ceraceosorales; Ceraceosoraceae
Product: cysteine proteinase
Exons: 3
Coding region: 339-3023 (894 amino acids)
Biological process (GO): protein deubiquitination
Cellular component (GO): nucleus; cytosol
Molecular function (GO): cysteine-type deubiquitinase activity; cysteine-type endopeptidase activity
Source: RefSeq, a predicted model, not a curated record
CCUCCCACUCAACUCACCCACGUUCGCCUAUGGAUCUUCCUCGAUCACUUCCAUACCGUUUCUGUGACCUCUGCUCCGGUGCACAUCAAAGACCGCGCAUGUGACUGGACUAUUUGCUAACCGCUUGAUCGAGAGCUGGGACAAUAUUCUUCUCAGUCGCGGACUUCACCGGCAUUUUGCGCUGGUAGUCCACAUCUCGCACCUCCUGCUGUCCGGCUUCGUGACAACGCACACAGGCAAAGUCGCUUCCCGCACCUAAAUCUCGCUCGCGGCCGAUUACAUCUGAGUGAGGAGCAACUCGCUUCAUCGCUGCUCUGCCGCCACUCGUUGCAAGCCUCAUGGCCACGACGUCGGUAGCCGGUCCUUCCGCGGCCGUCUACACCGCCAGUAACCCCGAUAGUUCCGACUUCAGAAGAUCGGGCUUCGUCCUUCCCUCUUCUUCGCGCUCACUUCUGUCUCCUUAUGAGGAUCAGGAUGGCGAGGCUGGCGUAGCUUUCUCUCCCCACUCGAGAUUGGAUGUCCCCGCUCGCAGCUUGCCAUCCUCGUCUUCAUCUGUUUCUCCUCGAACUCAACAGAGGAGACGCAACAAUGUAGCAGCAGGCAGUGCUCAAGCGAGCCGCAGUGCAAACUCGAAUGGGAGGUCAUUAGGCGCAGAUAGCUCCCCUCCGAGCCCUGAUGGCUCAUCGCAACCUGAAAGAUCGCACAACGCUGGCCAGCAAGAUGACACACAUAGGACACUCGACGGCUCGGCUCAGAUCGCUAGGCACGGCAGGCAUAGGGCGAGCUCGACCAGACGAGGUUCGUCCUCGCUGGCUUUCUUACAACCUCUUGCACAUACUGCGGGUCCGACCAUCUUCCUCUCCAACACUCGUCCACAUGCGCCAACAGCUCCUGGUGUGAGCCUGCACAGCUCCUUAAGUCCAUCGCUGCCCCAGACCGCUUUUCCACUACAUAGACAUCAGCGCGCUUCUCGAGCGCCGGCAAGCUUGACAAGCGCCAACUUGGCAGUGGCUGCUCAGACAAGUACCGUGGUAGCUGCAGAUCAGCAGAACGUCGAUUUCACAGCUGCAUCAGAAUAUGUCCCGUCGGCCUCAAAUCUGCCCUCUAGUGCCACAGCGAACGAUUCGAAAGCGGCUAGCAGCACGAGCGAUGCAACGGCGACCGCAACGUCGCCAUCUGCUUCUAUUGCGUCUUUGCCCAAAGCACCAGCCUGGGGCGCUCCGAAGAAUUGGGCUACUUUGGCAUCAGGCUCGGGCAGCUCCCAGUCUCUGGCCUACACCGCUACACCGUCAAGCUCAAGCGCGGUCGCCACUCCAAUCACAUCCACUGCAGGCAGCCCUGACACGUCUCGUCAACCCUCGAUCAAUGGCAGUGUGCAUCCUUCUUCAUCGCAACAUUUGGCCAGUCGCCGGUCUACAAGCCGACCCCCAGUCCUUACUGAGAGACAGGCCCGCCUGCAAACUCUCGAAGCUCGUCUUCGGGCAGCAGAGUCCGUCUUUGCCGCCCCCUUGACCGCUCCUCGAGGCAUGAUCAACAAGGGUAACUUCUGCUUUGCAAACGCGAUCCUUCAAGUCCUUGUGUAUUGCGCGCCGUUUGUCAAUCUAUUCACUCUAGUUGGCACGGAAGUUCCGCCUGACUUCUCUAACUCGACGCCUUUGAUGGAAGCCAUUAUACAAUUCCUUCGAGAGUUUCAUCCGGUUCCUUCGGGCGCACCGCCUUCUGCACAAGCUCUCGAUACCUCGGAGCCGUUCGUGCCUGACUUCGUCUACGACGCUAUGCGCCUCACGAAGAGAUUCGACACGAUGCGAAGAGGACAUCAAGAAGACGCGGAGGAGUUUCUUGGCUUCUUGUUGGACACUCUGCACGAGGAGCUUUUGUCUGCUUUGAGAAAGCUAGAAGCCCGCGCCGGUGCGUUGAUGGCGAGUGUGGCGGCGGAAGAGAACAGCGUAGCAGGCGAGGAUGAUGUAGGCGCGGAAGAGCGUGUCUUGCGUCGACCAGUGAGCCCCGGCGAGGAGGGGUGGAUGGAGGUCGGCACGAAGGGACGCGUCGCCCAUACCCGGACAACGGCUACGUCAGAUUCUCCGAUCACGAGGAUAUUUGGUGGAAAGUUGCGUUCCGUUCUGCGCACUCCCGGCAUGAAGGACAGCGUGACGCUAGAGCCAUAUCAGCCGCUUCAGCUUGAUAUAGCGCCUGCGCACAUUCACACGUUGUCGGACGCCUUGAAAAGCUUGGUGGAGCCUGAGAUCAUUCCUGGCGUGUGGAGCCCUGCGCGAGGUGCCCAGGUCGAUGCUACAAAGACGGUAUGCAUCGAAAGUCUACCACCCGUCCUUGUUCUUCACCUCAAGAGGUUUGUCUAUGAGGCUGGCGAGGUUCGCAAGAACUCCAAAGAGCUCGAGUUCUCCACACAGCUAGAGGUCGCCGAAGAGGUUGUGGCUCUCUCGAGAAGGGCUGAGGCAAAGCGGCGGUAUAGACUCUUUGGAGUUGUCUACCACCACGGCCGCUUCGCCUCGGGCGGUCAUUAUACUGUCGAUGUGCUCAGACAGGAUGGCAACGAGUGGUUGCACAUUGACGACGUCUUGUGGUCUGCCUGUCCUCCACCUGGAGGCUCCUCCUCGUCCGUCUCGGCAUCGUCGACUGCACCGCAAGCAGCUUCACGCACGCACGAGGGCGUGCCUUAUCUGCUCUUCUACGCCAGGGAAGAUUCCUUGCCGCAAAGCGCUCUGGCCCAGGUCGAUGGUGACAGCAGCAAGAAAACAACCAGCAGGCCGGUCGUCAACGGCAUGCGACAUCAGCGAACCGUUUCUGGAGGAGACGGUAAACAGAGGCAAGUUAAUGGAAGUGCGACACCACGCGUGCACGCUCAGAGCCCCGCGACUGCCACGGGUGCUCCGCUUCCAGAAGCUGCGGCAGCGCCCAAGAAGAGAGUGGUACCAGGUGCCGCGCCGCCUCCCGCAAAAUCUGCCGUCAAAAAGCACCCCAAACAAGACGGCAUUUCAGUCAAUGGAAACGCAAUCGUCCCCUGAGACGCCCCCCUCGGCCACAAUAGCUCCCCCUCAUCAUUUCUUGCGCGAAACAUCGCCUCCCUUCAUCCUUUGCGACUCUAGACUGCCCGUUGCGCACACCUUGUCUUUGCAGCUGUCGUGUACACUACAUCUUGUUCGUGGCUCAAAAAAUCGCAAAUGCUUCGCCAGU